Molecule: messenger RNA, 558 nt
Organism: Indicator indicator
Lineage: Eukaryota; Metazoa; Chordata; Aves; Piciformes; Indicatoridae
Gene: TWIST1
Product: twist family bHLH transcription factor 1
Exons: 1
Coding region: 1-558 (185 amino acids)
Biological process (GO): regulation of transcription by RNA polymerase II; developmental process
Molecular function (GO): DNA-binding transcription factor activity, RNA polymerase II-specific; RNA polymerase II transcription regulatory region sequence-specific DNA binding; protein dimerization activity
Source: RefSeq, a predicted model, not a curated record
AUGAUGCAGCAGGACGAGUCAAACUCUCCAGUCUCCCCCGCCGACGACAGCUUGAGCAACAGCGAAGAGGAACCGGACCGACAGCAGCUGCCCAACAAGAGAGGGGGGCGCAAGCGGCGCUCCAGCCGCCGCAGCGCCGUCGGGGCCGCGGACGAGCCCUGCAGCCCGGCCCAAGGCAAGCGGGGCAAGAAGUGCGGGGCGGGCGGGGGCAGCGGGGGAGGCGGCAGCAGCAGCGGCGGCGGCAGCCCCCAGUCCUACGAGGAGCUGCAGACCCAGCGGGUCAUGGCCAACGUACGGGAGCGGCAGCGCACGCAGUCGCUGAACGAAGCUUUCGCCGCCCUGAGGAAGAUCAUCCCCACGCUGCCCUCGGACAAGCUGAGCAAGAUCCAAACCCUCAAGCUGGCGGCCAGGUACAUCGACUUCCUCUACCAGGUCUUACAGAGCGAUGAGCUGGACUCCAAGAUGGCAAGCUGCAGCUAUGUGGCCCACGAGCGGCUCAGCUACGCCUUCUCAGUAUGGAGAAUGGAGGGCGCCUGGUCCAUGUCUGCAUCCCACUAG